Molecule: messenger RNA, 1113 nt
Organism: Acaulospora morrowiae
Lineage: Eukaryota; Fungi; Glomeromycota; Glomeromycetes; Diversisporales; Acaulosporaceae
Source: the annotation of a GenBank genome assembly
AUGACUGAAGUUGAAGAAGCUCCCCAAGAACGUCAUGAUGAUCUCACUCAAGAAUAUCAAGAAUUUCAGAAUAGGUAUCGAAAUCCUAAGAGGACAGGAUUAUGUGGGAAUUUGUGUUUCAUGUGUGUUUCUAUAAUAUUGGCUUUAUCCAUUUUCUCUCAACUUGUAUUGAAAAUAGAGAUGGAUAUAUUCACACAACACGUAAAUGAUGGCAGUAUAAUCCUUUUGCAAUCGGUACCAAAGGGAACUUUCUCUACAUCAUAUAUUGUACACGUCGGAGGUACUCCUUUUCAGUUUUCCGAGUUCAGCCUCAAACGUGAUUCGCCAAACUUGUUUACAGAAACAUUUUUCGGUGAAAACGAUCAGAAAAAAGGAACAAUCCAUUCAAUGUGUGUAGAUCGUGAUCCACAAAUAUUUGCUGUUAUUGCACGAUAUCUCCGAGGUUAUUCAAUACUUCCAUUAUCGCCAGCAAAUCUGCCACUUGGUAUGUCCUAUGAUACAUUUCGUCGAAACCUAUCGGCCGAUAUUCAUUUCUACAAGCUACCAAAUUUGAUAAGACACACUCUGCCCGUUCAUAAGAUAUACAAAAGUCCAUUCACUGAAGACUGGCUGAUGGAAGUCUGUCUAAGUGCUGUGAAAGCCAAAGAUUUGCAUUUGGAUAAAGAGAUAAUACGAUUCUCCGGUAGAGACGCACAACCCAUUGUUCAAUUCCACGUGAAUGAUGUUGUUUGGGAUAUUUUUUCGUCUCAACAGUCGCACUUUCAGUUUCUUCAACCAUCGGACGCGUUCAUUAUUCAAUCAAUUCUAAAAGCUUUUCGCCCACAGUACAAUCAAGGCUAUAUAUUUUAUGCUUGUGAGGAUGGACCUUCUUUAUUUAAUAUUGAUGGCGUGGAGAUGUUAGGCAAGGAGGUGUAUCAAAGUGUUCUUGACAAGAGCCAGGAAUUGAUCAAACCAUUGAUGGGAAAAUGCGUAAGGUUAUAUUUGAACAAAUUGAUAUUUAUGAUGCGGAUUCCCGAUUAUUCCGAGUCUAGUGCUAUCACAAUUUUACCAUUAUUUGGUAAAGGACAUACUCAACUUUUUCGAUUGGCAUCUAGUGGCGGUUUAAAUUUUUAA